Scophthalmus maximus (turbot) is the source of this 2389-nucleotide messenger RNA. It is a transcript of the gene orc3, whose product is annotated as origin recognition complex, subunit 3. Gene Ontology annotation, biological process: DNA replication initiation; DNA replication. Gene Ontology annotation, cellular component: nuclear pre-replicative complex; nuclear origin of replication recognition complex; DNA replication preinitiation complex. Bases 137 to 2302 code for a protein of 721 amino acids. The record is from RefSeq and is a predicted model, not a curated record. Gene Ontology annotation, molecular function: DNA replication origin binding. The transcript is spliced from 20 exons. Lineage: Eukaryota; Metazoa; Chordata; Actinopteri; Pleuronectiformes; Scophthalmidae.
UUUCCGGAAACGUCACAUUGGCGGGAAGUAGCAGCCGCUUCGUCGGGUCGAACGCAACAAGCCGUCAAUUUUAAAUAAACACUUCACUCCGGAGUGAAACUCUGCUAUAAAGCCGAACAGUGUGGCUGAAGUCGACAUGUCUACUUCGUCUGUGUCAAAGGGCUGCUUCGUGUUCAAGCCGAGCGGUAAGAAGAAGAUGAGGGAGCUCGGUUUGGAGGACCACUUCGCUGAAGGCUGCGAAGGUGCAGAAAACACUGCGGCGCGAUUCGAACUCUGUCAGCAACUGUGGGACAAACUCAAAACAGACACCGAGGCUUUACAGGAUGAGCUCAACAGGAAAGUACUGGACAGUUUGCUGGACUUGACCAGGAAGUGCUCCACCACCCGUCAACACAGCGACUGGGCAUCAAAGAUGAGAGCCAGUGAGAUUCCCACAGCAGCUCUGGUCCUUGGUGUGAAUGUCCCGGAUCAUGACAUGACCUUCCAGAGUCUGUCUGAGCUGCUGCAGCAGUCUGUCACUCCUCAUGUGGCCUCUGUUCAGGCCAAAGAGUGUGGAACAUUGAAGCAUUUGAUGAAGAGGGUGCUGGAGAGGUUAACGGGUACGGCUGUGGAUGAUGAGGAAGAGGAGGAGGAGGGGGCUGAGCAGACGAGUACUCCGCUCCACAAGAGCUCACACUGCUCCCUCAGUACUCUCUGUGAUUGGUACAACGCAAAAGCAAGGAAAUCCAGCACUGGUACUCCGGGAAAAAAGCGUAGUUCUCCAACCAAAGACGAGCACCAGCAGCCUCCUGUUGUGAUUAUUUUCAAAGACUUGGAGGCUUUCAAUCCAAGAGUUCUUCAAAACUUCAUACUCAUCUGCAGUCUGUACAUUGAACGUCUCCCGCUGAUGUUCAUCUUCGGUAUCGCCACGUCACCCAGCACCAUCCAACACAUGCUGCCCCACUCGGUGUCCUCCCUGCUGUGCAUCGAGCUCUUCCAGUCCCUGUCCUGCACCCAGCACCUGGCCACUGUCAUCGACAAGUUGAUCCUGACACCUCAGUUCCCCUUUAAGCUCAACGGUAAGGUGAUGCAGGUGCUGAUCAGCAUUUUCCUCUACCACGAUUUCUCCGUGAGGAACUUCAUCAAGGGCGUUCAGCUGGCUUUGCUGGAGCACUUUCACUCACAGCCUCUCAGUGUUUUGUGCUGUAAGAAGAAGCAGGCUCUGCUUAACGUGACGCAGCUCGGUCACCUCGACUUGGAGAGGGUCAGGCAGCUGCCGUCGUUCAAGAGGUAUGUGGAGAGGCAGGAACAUCAGGAACAGGUCAGUCUGCUGACGGAUGAUGGUCAUUUAAAGGAGGUUUGUCAGAGGCUGAUCAAGGACCUUCGCAAAUACCACAAGAACUAUUACCCCGUCCUGAGGUGUCUCCACACUCUGACCUCGUCGUUACCUCGGUACCCUCUCGGCAAACAGAUCAGGGAGCUCCAUUUAAUAUGCCUGGAGAAGAAUGUGUCGGAGAAUGAGGAUUACCAGUCGGCCAUGAAGCUUCUGAAGAUGCUGGCGAAAGACGAACUGAUCACUUUGCUCCAGAGGUGUGCAGACAUUUUGCAGUCCGUCAAGUCAAAAAAGAUGAGGACUGCUCACGUCCAGCUAGAGGAGUUGCUUGCCAAAUUUAAGCAGUUGGACUCAGCAGCUGUUGAAACUGCCCCUGUUGUGGAGGAGAACAUCACCUCUCCAGUGAGAAAUCUCCAAAAGAAAACCGACCUCUUCCAGCUGCAGAAGACGCUGCUGGAGAUGAACGAGUCUCGGAGAUCAAAGAAACUCAGUCCGUUUGAGGUUCUGCGAAAUGAUGCCCUUGAGUUCAUCGACGGCUUGGUGAAGAGUCAUCUGUGUCCGCCAGAGUCACAGACGCUGAACGAAGCCUGCUACUACAGCUCGUCUGCCACCGUGAGACGCCACCUCAACGCUGCCCCUCGUACCUCCAUUCAAGCUGCUCUCAGAACUCCCUACUAUUAUAUUCAGAAUGACAGCCUUAAGACAGAGGAUGGUUCAGUCUCCAAAGCCGCUCCUGAUAUCUGCAUCGCUUACAAGCUCCACCUGGAGUGCGGGAGGCUGAUCAACCUCUUUGACUGGCUAGAAGCCUACGCCACUGUGGUCUCUGCCGCCGAGGGCAACGAUCCAGAUUCUGACGAUUACGGGAAAGUGGAUGAAGUCAAACAUGCUCGCUUCAUCCAAGCCGUGUCAGAGCUCGAGUUUCUGGGCUUCAUAAAGUCCACCAAGCAGAAGACGGACCACGUGGCUCGACUAACCUGGGGAGGCUGCUGACCAAUAACACUCUGUGGUGCUUAUCAAUCGGGACUUGGAUUUAUAUUUUGUACUGUUUUUCCUCCCAAUAAAAAAAUAAGUAAGUCA